Molecule: messenger RNA, 1944 nt
Organism: Oldenlandia corymbosa var. corymbosa
Lineage: Eukaryota; Viridiplantae; Streptophyta; Magnoliopsida; Gentianales; Rubiaceae
Source: the annotation of a GenBank genome assembly
UGACUGUUAAAAUAGGAUGGAGAGAGAGUUUAAUAACUCUAUAUAAUCAUCAACAUACCAUAUGAAUAUGUGUGAAUUUCCACUACUCUUUGAAACUGAAAACCAAGUUAUUUAAUUAAUAUAAUUUUCAUGGCUGAUAGCGUCAUUCUCCUCUCCCUUAUUUGCUUAGUUCCAGCCAUCUUUUUCACAUUACUUCUAAUUAGGAAAGGUUUCCGGCGAAAACAUCUUCCUCCGAGCCCAUUAUCACUACCGAUCAUCGGCCACCUCCAUCACCUUUAUGCUGCGGCACCCCAUGAAGCUUUGUACAAUCUCUCCAAGCGAUAUGGGCCGCUGAUGCACUUGCGCCUCGGCUCGGUCCCUUGGGUGGUGGCUUCAUCGCCGGAAAUCGCAAAAGAAUGCCUGAAAGCUCAUGAUCUCUCGUUCAGUAACCGACCCAUUUUUGCUGUUGUUGGUUACAUGACUUAUGGAUCUCAAGACUUCGCCACUGCCCCAUAUGGACCUUAUUGGAGGUUCAUGAAAAAGGUCUGUAUGUCUGAGCUUCUUGGAGGCAAAACAUUGGAACUUUUACAUCCAGUUAGACGUGACGAGAUAGCCCGAUUCAUGGAUCGGCUAUGGCGGAAAGCCACUGCUGGCGAGGCAGUUGAUCUUAGUUCUGAGUUUGUUAGGUUGACAAACAACGUUAUAUCUAGAAUGUCAAUGAGCAAAAGAUGCUCUGAGGAUGAAAAUGAAGCUGGAGAUAUAAAGAAAUUGAUCCAAGAAAUUUCGGUGAUCAAUGGGAAGUUUAACGUUUGUGAUUAUGUUUGGUUCUUGAAGAACUUAGAUUUGCAGGGAUUCAAGAAGAGGAGUAGAGAGUUAAGACACAAGUUUGAUCGCUUGAUUGAGAAGAUCAUUGAGGAACAUGAAGCGAAAAGGACCAAAGAUGAACACCGUAAAGAAGUGAAGGAUUUACUUGAUUUACUGCUGGAUAUUUCCGAAGAUGAAAGCUCACAAGUUAAGUUGUCAAGAGAGAACAUCAAGGCUUUCCUUCUGAAUAUGUUCACGGCUGGAACUGGCACUUCAGCCAUUACAAUGGAAUGGGCUCUCGCCGAGCUGAUCAACAAUCCCGACAUUAUGAAAAAGGCGGUGCAAGAGAUCGAUUCAGUGGUUGGAAAUCAUAGAUUGGUAGAUGAAUCAGAUGUUGCAAACCUUCCUUACCUUCAAGCUAUUGUUAAAGAAACUCUAAGACUUCAUCCAGCAGCACCAAUAAUGCGAAGAGAGUCCGUUGAAGAUGUCGAAAUAAGAGGUAAUCAUAUUCCAGCAAAAACUCGACUAUUUGUUAACAUAUGGGCUAUUGGAAGGGAUCCCAAUUAUUGGGAAAAUUCACUCCAAUUUCUCCCAGAAAGAUUUUUAUCAGAAGAUCAAGGGUGCGAAAUUGUAACCACGAAUGAUGUUAGGGGGCAACAUUUUCAUUUCUUACCAUUUGGUAGUGGCGUAAGAGGUUGUCCCGGAAUUUCACUGGCGUUACUAAUGGUGCAAACGUGUCUUGCAGCUAUGAUUCAAUGUUUUGAAUGGAAAACUAAUGGUGAAGAGAAGGAUGAAGUGGACAUGACAGUAGGAAAUGCUCAUACACUUCACAAAGCAAAUGCUUUGAUUUGUCUCCCCACGGCUAGAUACAAUCCACUUCCCAUCUCAACAUGAAACAUUACAAAUUUAAUGAGCGGCUAUGUUGUAUUUUUAAAUUUAAACGCAUAGUUAAUGAUUGGCUUCGAUGUGUUCAAACUCAAUGCAAUUACAAGAACUAAUCUUAAAACCUUGUAAUUUAACGAUUGGCUCGAAAUAAAAGUUUUGUUUGUAGAACUAAUACAGUACGGUAAACAAGAUUGUUUUUAGAUGGACAGAGGGAAUAAGUAAUAUACGAAUUACUCUGCUCAUUAUCAUACGUACUCAUUGGUCAUUCAUUCCUGC